Messenger RNA from Salvelinus fontinalis (brook trout), 705 nucleotides. It is a transcript of the gene znf593, whose product is annotated as zinc finger protein 593. The coding region runs from base 141 to 530 and encodes 129 amino acids. Gene Ontology annotation, molecular function: nucleic acid binding; zinc ion binding. The record is from RefSeq and is a predicted model, not a curated record. The transcript has 4 exons. Lineage: Eukaryota; Metazoa; Chordata; Actinopteri; Salmoniformes; Salmonidae.
AGCAAGCUAGUUAGCCAAGCUAAAAAACGAACAGCACGGUUUUGUGGAAAAAAAUUAUCGACAGGGUGAGUUUAAUACUGUGUUAUGACAACAGAAAGGUCUUGCAAUCAUUUUUAACUGAGGUAUCACCUAGCACCACCAUGGGGAAAUCCAAACAGAUCGGAAACCACAACAGUACCAGGAAGAAGAGUAUUGGCAAGACAUGGAAGACAAAGAAUUAUAAGAAGCACUUGGACGAAAUCCAUGCAGACAUGAAGCCCUCAGCUGCAGCCAAGUUGCUCAAACAGGAGGUGGACUAUGAUGUCACUGGCAGUGCCCAGCACUACUGUUUACAUUGCGCACGAUAUUUUAUUGACGUGAAAGCCCUGAAGGACCACUUUAAAACCAAAGUGCACAAGAAACGGAUUAAGCUGUUGAAGGAUGAACCCUACACUCAGGCAGAAGCAGAUAGAGCUGCAGGUAUGGGUUCUUAUAUACCUCACAAAACCGUAGAGGUGAAAACACAAGAGGUGGAAGAGAAGAUGGACUGAAUGUGGACUGCCGUUCUUUAAGAACGUCUUACUUUUUGGUGACUCUGAACUAUGGACAUUGCUUUACAUAAAUGCAUUACCCAUAUAUAUGUACAUGCACCUGUAGAUAUGUAAUGUCUGUGGCGCAAAAUGUGAACUUGUUGACAGAAACAAUAAUAAACUAAAAGGAAAUGGA